Messenger RNA from Suricata suricatta (meerkat), 988 nucleotides. RefSeq names its product immunoglobulin lambda-1 light chain-like. The transcript is spliced from 4 exons. Gene Ontology annotation, biological process: immunoglobulin production involved in immunoglobulin-mediated immune response; positive regulation of T cell activation; peptide antigen assembly with MHC class II protein complex. Gene Ontology annotation, cellular component: MHC class II protein complex. The record is from RefSeq and is a predicted model, not a curated record. Lineage: Eukaryota; Metazoa; Chordata; Mammalia; Carnivora; Herpestidae. The coding region runs from base 7 to 822 and encodes 271 amino acids. Gene Ontology annotation, molecular function: MHC class II protein complex binding.
AUUUGCAUGGAUGGGCCCUCCCUCUCUCAGAGGAUGAAGAGGGGAAGGGAGAGUUUAGAGGAGGCUCUGCUCAGCUGUGGGGCACAGAAGACAGGAUCAGUGAUGAUCUCCACCAUGGCCUGGUCUCCUUUCCUCCUCACUCUCCUCACUCACUGCACAGGUUCCUGGGCCCAGUCUGUGUUGACUCAGCCACCCUUGGUGUCGGAGUCCUUGGGCCAGAGAGUCACCAUCUCCUGUACUGGAAGCAGCUCCAACAUUGGUAGCAAUUCCGUGAGCUGGUACCAGCAAGUCCUAGGAACAGCCCCCAAAAUGAUAAUCUAUGGUAGUAGCAAUCGACCCUCGGGGGUCCCUGAUCGAUUCUCUGGCUCAAAGUCUGGCAACUCAGCCUCCCUGACCAUCACUGGGCUGCAGGCUGAGGAUGAGGCUGAUUAUUAUUGUGGAACAUGGGACAAUGGUCUUAAUCAUCCUGUUUUCGGCGGAGGGACCCAUGUGACCGUCAUUGGUCAGCCCAAGUCAGCCCCGACAGUCAUGCUUUUUCCACCCUCCUCUGAGGAGCUCAGUGCCAAAAAGGCCACCUUGGUGUGCCUCAUCAGUGACUUCUACCCCAGCGGCUUCACAGUGGCCUGGAAGGCAGAUGGUACCACUGUCACUCAGGGCGUGGAGACCACCAAGCCCUCCAAACAGAGCAACAACAAGUACGCAGCCAGCAGCUACCUGAGCCUGUCACCUGACCAGUGGAAAUCUCGCAACAAAUUUUCCUGCCAGGUCACGCAUGAGGGGACCACUGUGGAGAAGAAUGUGGCCCCUGCAGAGUGCUCUUAGGUCCUCGAAUCUGUCAGGGAUGGGGGACUUCCUCAUCCGGACACUGCUUCCCUAGCUCACGAUGUACCCCUGAGACCCAACACCUGGGUCAGUUCCGACCAGGAAGGUCACAAACUCUCCCUCUUUCUAUUUGUGCUCAAUAAAGAACUUAUCUUUUAUCAUUCAA